AUGUCUGCGAAGAUGGAAGGCCUCACUUUGAUUGAUUGCGCAUCUCACAAGACUGAGAAAGUGAAUCUCUUGGUGUUUCGGUGUAUCGGUGAACAGGACCUACACCUUGGAAGGUGGAGGGAGCCUGACCGAAUCUCGUGGGCCCCUUCAACAAGGCUGAGGCUAUCGAUUGGCCAAAAGAUUAUCGCGGGCGGAAAAUUAGCAGAGAAGGUGCUGAAGAGUGGGGCCCGGUCCCGCGAUUCCCGACUUUCCCGACCCGGCCGAAGCGCCCCCCCCAAGUCACCUUACGGUCCCGUCGCAGUCGAAAUGGUCCAGCCCGAUCUCGCUAUUCCCCUUCUCCACAACAAGGGCCCAAAGUUCAACUUGGGCGAGGAUAUUCUGCCAGCAGCUCCCGCUAUUCUGCCACCAAGUGUGGCUGCGGCAGGCCCUACCUCCGACCACGGAGCCCAGCUGCCCAUACCCACCCACUUACCUACCUACCUACCCACCUACCUACCCACCUACCUACCUACCUAUAACUACUACUUCGUUAACCUCGCCGUCGCUACCGCUAUUAAUUAA
This is a messenger RNA of Colletotrichum lupini, 561 nucleotides long. RefSeq lists its product as uncharacterized. The record is from RefSeq and is a predicted model, not a curated record. Bases 1 to 561 code for a protein of 186 amino acids. The transcript is spliced from 5 exons. Lineage: Eukaryota; Fungi; Ascomycota; Sordariomycetes; Glomerellales; Glomerellaceae.